Fibroporia radiculosa is the source of this 1461-nucleotide messenger RNA. RefSeq lists its product as uncharacterized. Lineage: Eukaryota; Fungi; Basidiomycota; Agaricomycetes; Polyporales; Fibroporiaceae. Gene Ontology annotation, molecular function: fructose-2,6-bisphosphate 2-phosphatase activity; 6-phosphofructo-2-kinase activity; ATP binding. Bases 1 to 1461 code for a protein of 486 amino acids. The transcript is spliced from 10 exons. Gene Ontology annotation, cellular component: cytosol. The record is from RefSeq and is a predicted model, not a curated record. Gene Ontology annotation, biological process: fructose metabolic process; fructose 2,6-bisphosphate metabolic process.
AUGGUUGCACCUCUCUACACAACCGCGUCUGGGCUUCUGUUCCAUGCUGGAAAGAUCCUUGUACUGACCGUUGGACUGCCUGCUCGAGGAAAGACUCACAUUUCAAGAGCCCUAGAGCGCUACCUCCGCUGGACUGGUGUGAAAACUCAAGUGGUAUCGCUAGGAGAUUAUCGUCGCAAAGUUAUCGGGAGUGCCCAAAACCUUCCUUCGGACUACUUCACCUUGGGAGACAAAAGCCCUGAAACUGUGGCCCUGCGUCAAAAGGUUUCCGAUGGAUGCGAACAAUUGAUUUGGGAUUUCUUCAACGCUCAAGGUCAAGUGGUCAUCUACGAUGCAAACAAUGGAACCAGGGAACGCCGACAAGACAUAGCCGAGAGGUUCAGCGCUGCUGGGAUCCAUGUGAUCAUACUAGAGUCUCUGUGCGAUGAUGAGGAUAUUAUCCUCGCGAAUAUCCGAAGUGUCAAAAUUUCGUCACCAGAUUAUCGUUCAUGGGAUCCCAACAAGGCGGUAGAAGAUUACUACAGGCGCAUCCGCGACCACGAAGUUCACUACGAGCCUGUUGAAGAAACUGAUUUUCCUUUCAUUCGGAUCAAGAAUGUCGGCGAACAAAUCAUGGUGAACAAUAUUCGUGGAUACCUCCAAUCCAGAAUUGUUUUCUUUCUUAUGAACAUUCAUAAUCGGUUCCGAACGAUCUAUUUUGCUCGGUCGGGUCAAUCUUUGAUUGAGCACUCGUACAAAGCCGACUCAGACCUGUCCCCGGCUGGAUGGGAGUAUGCAGAACGCUUGAAAGAUUUUGUGUUGGAAAGACGCGCGAAAUCGUUCGAGCAGCGGGGAAUUGAUCCUUCCACUCGCAAGCUAGUGAUAUGGACGUCAGCACGCCGUCGAUCUCAUCAUUCGGCAUGGCCAUUCCUGACUACCGGACCCGAUGAUCCAUCGCCACCGGCCAAAGUCAAGGUCAUGGAACGUCCCCAGAUGUCAGAGAUCAAUCCUGGAGUGUGGGACGGGUUGACUCCAGAUGAGGUACGAAAGUACUAUCCUGACGAGUGGAAUCGCUUCGUCAAGGACCCCUACGCAUAUCGCGCUCCGCGGGCCGAAAGCUAUCACGACCUUUGUGUCCGUCUCGAGCCCACCCUCAUUGAACUCGAGAGGCAGAAGGAAGAUUUGCUUAUUAUCGGACACGCAUCAGUCAUUCGCUGCAUUCUCGCAUAUCUAAUCGGUCUCCCCGCAUCGGAGAUUCCGGCCAUCGAGGUAGCCCGCGGGGACUUGGUAGAGGUUGUGCCGACGUCCUACGGCGUGUUCAGUCAAGCCUAUCACUUCUGGGACGGACCAGGACGGAGCGGUGAUGGCGGAGGUACCGACGAGCGGAAUUUUUACGAGAACUAUGCAGAAGACACGAAGGGCAAGCGGCGAUCAGAAAUUGACGAGAACGAGGUUGCACCAGCUGCAGUUGCAGCUAUCUAA